This is a messenger RNA of Ciona intestinalis (vase tunicate), 2327 nucleotides long. The record is from RefSeq and is a predicted model, not a curated record. Lineage: Eukaryota; Metazoa; Chordata; Ascidiacea; Phlebobranchia; Cionidae.
AGUUCAAAUAGGCUCCAGACUCAUUUAAAUACCCACCCCUGAAAAAUAUGGCCAAAAAUGUCAUUUAGAAGAAAGAACACGAAACCCAUUCGAGUCCCUGAGCCUUUGCUACCUUACGAAGCAAUGCAAGAUGGUCUAACUUCACCUGGGAUUUUACAUCCUGGUUUAAAUGAUCCAUGUUCACCACAAGAUGUUCACGUGCCAGGUUUCCAUACAACAACAGGUCCAGUAAUGAAACAUGAAGCGUUCCACCAUCCUAGUCUCAACAUGCUAAGGGCAGCUGCUUUGUUUCCAAACUAUAACGGGCAGCAUUUCCCCCCCACAUUAUCGAGCCCAUGUUUACCUGAAGCAGACAAUAUGUACAUGAACCAAUCGCACAUGAUGCAUGCAUCUAAUGAACAGCAUAUGCAAGGUUGCGGAAUGCCAUGGCAGGUCUCUUUAUCUCUUGGUAAUAGUUCAUUGGACCCCCCUACAAUGGUGGCUCCUUCUAACCCUAAGUGGCAAUCAGAGCCCACCUCAUCAAGUCAUAUUUCCCAACAACAUCAUAUCAACUUACCAUCACCUCACACACAAUUAAACCAUGUUAAAUGGGAGAUGUCACCAACGCAAGAAUCUGUAAAGCCGACGGAGCAACCUGUUAAAACAACUUCUGACGCGACACCCGUUACCUCUGUACUGCCCACUAAUGGGCACAGUCAGGAUCCUCUUUCUCCCCCAAGUGGUGGAAAGACACCAGGACCGAAAAAGUCGAGAAAAAUCCGAUUUAAAUACCAAGACAAACAGAAUGCCGACGUAAAAUACAAAUGUGAAACGUGCCAAUACUGCACCAACCGAAGUGACCAUUACAAGAGACAUCUCAUCACACAUUCAGAGGACAAACCAUUAAAAUGCGGGACAUGUGGAUACAGUACAGGAAGAUCAGAUCAUUAUCGGCGGCAUUUAAUGAGACACGGCCUAAAUAAGGAAGAAAUUCACAUUCAGUGUGAAAUGAACGGGAUUAAAACCGCACCUUCCCAUUCUUUAACUAGGGAGCUUAAACCCCUUAAGAGGCCGCCUCGUGCUAAACUACCAAUACAGUCUUCUAACCAUCAACAAGCAGUGCAGAAACUCUCAGGCUCUAGCUCUAUAAAUCCAAAUUGUUCCCGCCAUGCUGUAUCUCCCACACACACAAGUGCCUUGCCCCCAAAGCGGUUCCAAUGCGAGAUGUGCGGGUACGCAACAGAUCGCAGCAGUCACUACAACAGGCAUACCCGCACUCAUUCCGAAGAGCGGCCGUUUUCCUGCGACAAAUGUGGAAAACGCUUCAAAAUUGACACUUAUCUCAAAAAGCACCGCUGCUGUAUGCGCCCUUUGCCUACCAAUAACACUACAAUGCCAAACUGCCAACCAAACGGUCCUACAUUGCACCAAACCCAUCAAAAUGAAGAAACUUUAAAAAAUCCAAUGCUAAGUCCACGUUUAGACCCCCAGGGGCCAAUGUGUAUGGGGUGUGGGGCUUGGCUACAAAACAGAAACGACUUUUCAAACCAUAUUUGCCAGCCACAUCCAGUGCUAGGGGCUCUGUAGUUUUUGACAUUAAAUCAGAUACCUUUUAUACAUUGGUAAAUUCAGUUAUUUACAAAGGGAAGGGGGUACAACUUUAUUUUGAACCAUUUCUUUUUUAUGCGACACACGAACACCAAAUGUACGGUGCAAUGAAACAUGGUUUUUCAUGCUUUAUUUUUCAUAAAAAUCUGCAAUUGCUAAACUACUAGCUGCGAUAUUUUCUAGUUUCCUAACAUACUGGUGCUAAAACACAGGUAGAAAUUAAGUUCUGGUACGGCAUUACUCACCAUACUAAACUGCGGCAGUGUUGUCAUUGUAAAUUUCAUGCUUUGUGCUGCUUAAGUGAAAAAAAUGUGCACUUUUCAUAUUGUGCAACACUCAUAAAUUAAGUUUUAUUUUUGCUAAAAAGUUUCAUUUUUUAUUGUUUUGAUAUAAACUAACGCAAUUUUAUUUGAGAGUCAUAUCAAACAGUUUUCUGUAGUUUACCAGCAUUUUCUACUUUAUUUCAUCAUUUAUACAAAUCUGACUCCAAACACAUUAGUUGUUUAACAUACACAACAAAAUACUAACCAGUUGUUACUUUUGCUGCCAAAAUUUCUUCAAAAAUUGUUGUUUUAGGUUUUAAAAAAACACUGUAGUUUAUUUGAUCUGUUUUUAAAAAUGUUUUAAAAGUUGUUAAAUCUCCAAGUUUCAUAGGUUUAUUGGUUAAACUGCCGUAUUUCAUCAUGUUUUGCUUUUUUACCUGGCAUCACUUCUUCACAAUAAAAUACUUUGUAAUGUUA